AUGGCGGAGAAUAAGCGCCAGAGUUCGGGCGCAAAGGGAUCCCAGGGUUCAUCUGGUAGUGCGACAGGAGCAAGUAUGGCGACGAGUAUGGUUCCUUUGGAGGCUGCGCUGAGCAGCGCGAUCGGUUCUCGUGUUCGCAUCACCACCGCCGCGCCCAAUGCGUCUACCUUUGAAGGCUUGCUGUUCACUGCAUGCCCCAUCACCAACCUUGUCGCUAUCAACACCUCACCUACGCCUCCCUCGGGGGAUUCGAAGCAGGCUCAGAGCGGAGACUACGAGGUGGUUCCAGUGUCGCGCAUCCAGUCCUUCCAACUAAUCACCCUCCCGUCAUCCAAUUCUUCUGAGUCGCCCUCUUUCACCGAUGCACAGCCUGCGAUUCAGGCACUCGAUACCCGGGCCCUGAAGGCACGUGAGGCCAAGGCGAUUGGCGAGGCUCUUGACCGCGAGGCGCGUCGUGGCAAGGGCGUUACCCGUGAGGCUCAGGACAUCUUCGACGCCUUCAGUCGGACCAUGCCUGCCCAUUGGAAUGGGCAAAAUAUUGUGGUCGCGGAUGCGGUGACCAUUGCCCCUCCCUACCGCGUUGACGAUUGUCGCCCCUUGGUUGAGGGUGACACCGCUGCGCUUGCUCGGGUCCGCAAGGUGCUCGAAAUGGAGCGAAAGAAGAUCGAGCUUCGCAACGCCAGUGCUACGAUCGGAUCGACAAGUACGUUCUCUCGUAACGCGGGUGAUCAGCGCAAGGGUGGAUAA
Messenger RNA from Penicillium macrosclerotiorum, 747 nucleotides. RefSeq names its product anticodon-binding domain-containing protein. Lineage: Eukaryota; Fungi; Ascomycota; Eurotiomycetes; Eurotiales; Aspergillaceae. The record is from RefSeq and is a predicted model, not a curated record. The coding region runs from base 1 to 747 and encodes 248 amino acids. The transcript is spliced from 3 exons.